This is a messenger RNA of Symbiodinium sp. CCMP2456, 990 nucleotides long. Lineage: Eukaryota; Dinophyceae; Suessiales; Symbiodiniaceae. The record is from the annotation of a GenBank genome assembly.
AUGGUGGCCUGGCCUCCGUGCAUUACGGCACUCGGGAAUCCAGGGUGCCGUAAUGCACGGAGGCCAGGCCCUGGAAGGCAGGCCUGUCGCAGCAAAGUUGUACCGGGCUCAGCCACACCUGUACUCGAACAAAGACGACGACAUCAAGGCAUUGCGCACGGAGGCAGAAAGUCAAGCAAGCUGGCUCCGCUCAUGCUCCACGAAGUCACGGCUUGCAUCCCGCGCGGGCAUGAUCUCGCACACGAUUCAAUUGCAUGGAAGACAGUGCGCAGGAGAUCGGGAGAUCGCGGCAUGGCACAUGAUGAGAACAAGUUGGUCGAUUUUUUUCCCAGUCAUCGCUGUCCCGUCAAAGUGGAACGAACGCCCCGGGUGACCAACAUCCUGAGUAUCAGCUGCAAUGAAUGCAUCAAAGUAGCGGUUGGGCGGUCAUCUGCUGCCGAUGGGACAGUCCCAAAUGCUGGGCCUGUAAGCAGCAGCAGCUGCCAUCCGGUGGGCGAGGUGACUAUCCGUGUGAUCAUUGGUGGCUGUUUGUGGACCUGUAGCACGGCAGAUGAUUUAGACACAGCCUCAGUCCAUGCAUCUGCCAUGCUACCAGGACGGUUGUUUUUCCAAGGCCCCGCGCUGCCCCUGCGGGAACUCACGCCUUUCACUUGGGCUGCCGGUGUUGCAUCUGACAGGGACCUUGGGCAGGGGAGCUGGGGCAAGCUGGACUUGGCAGCGUCCACACAGGAACUCUUCAGGGUAAGGCUGUUGCCGUAUAGCAGUACCGGCAUCAGCCUGACCUCUACUGUUCACCACGUUCAGAUGCCUCUGCGUGUAACGCUUCUGGGUCCUGGUAGGAGCGUGGUGCAGGUUGGGCUGGUGCCGGUAUUGCUGUAUGGCCCGGCUUGCUCUCGAGGGCAAGCCGGUAGUGAGACAGACACCCUGAAAGGACCUGGCGCAGCAUGGGUCCCGUGGCUUCAGCGAAACUCGCCCCACGUGCAGUGGUGA